Messenger RNA from Paramecium pentaurelia, 828 nucleotides. Lineage: Eukaryota; Ciliophora; Oligohymenophorea; Peniculida; Parameciidae. The record is from the annotation of a GenBank genome assembly.
AUGACUAUUGUAUAGUCACUAAUUAUUGAUAAGAUAUUUAUUAAUCCAUCUUAUGCUACAGCUGGAAGAGGAUUCCAUAUUGCUACUUAAAGGAAAGCUCAAUAUUAAUUAUUAACUCGCAUUUUUCCAAUACAAAUACUUUAUCACACGUUUCAAUAUUUUCUAUUGGUGGAUCUUCCUUCAGGAAGAAGUAUUGAAUCAUAUCAAUACUUUGAUGAAUGCACAUACUCUUUAUCAAUUACAAUUUUACUUUUUUAGAAUCAUAGCUUUAGAUAAAUUCAACAAUCAAAAUAAAGGAUUAUACGAUUCAAGUUGCACAUUAAAACCUAUGGCAUUUAAUUUAACUUCAUAAUCAGAAGCUACACACGUUACAUAUAGUCUAUCGAAAUAUCAUGCUUUUUAAAUUAAAACACUAGGGAUUAUAAUUUAGAUGAUUUAGUAUAUUGGAAUCCAAAUUAUGAUUAGGACUAGGUUCUUCUGAUUUCAAUUGAGUGCAAUGAAAUAUCAGAACCAUUUUAUAGGUAGGAUCCACCAUAUUUUAUUCAGUCUUCGAUUAAUAAUUACAAGUUGCUUGUAGACAUCAGAACAUUCUAAUGUCAAUUAAGUGAGUUUCUAAAUUAGACACCUGGAUGGUGUAGGAUUUGCGAUAAAUUUCAAAAUUUAUUAUCAAUUACUAGAAAAGCCCUAAAUUGCAGUUACAAAGACAAUACGAAAAUUAGACUGAUAGAAUCUUCAAUGAUUGAAUUAAGACAAUAUUAUUGGAGAGCCUAUAACUAUAGUUAAAAUAUUGAAUAUUGCUAUCAAUUCCCUAAAAAUUGUUAAGGUUGA